Molecule: messenger RNA, 1018 nt
Organism: Hirundo rustica (Barn swallow)
Lineage: Eukaryota; Metazoa; Chordata; Aves; Passeriformes; Hirundinidae
Gene: RBP4
Product: retinol binding protein 4
Exons: 6
Coding region: 126-725 (199 amino acids)
Biological process (GO): retinol transport
Molecular function (GO): retinol binding; retinol transmembrane transporter activity
Source: RefSeq, a predicted model, not a curated record
GCUCUGUGGCUCAGCAGGUUGCGAAAGCCCCAGGAGUACAUAAAGCUGUCCCUGUCUGGGCACUGCCACCACCAUCAACACUUGGGCUCCCAAGAGGCUCCAGAGACCGGCACCGUCUGGACAGGAUGGCCCACACAGAGAGAGCUCUGCCCUGGCUGCUGCUGCUGUCACUGGCCUUGCUGGGUAGCAGCACUGCAGAACGGGACUGCCGAGUAAGCAGCUUCAAAGUCAAGGAGAACUUCGACAAGAACAGGUACAGUGGCACCUGGUAUGCUAUGGCAAAAAAAGAUCCUGAGGGGCUGUUUCUGCAGGACAACGUGGUAGCCCAGUUCACCGUAGAUGAAAAUGGACAAAUGACCGCCACUGCAAAGGGCAGAGUCAGACUCUUCAAUAACUGGGAUGUCUGUGCUGACAUGAUCGGCUCUUUCACUGACACAGAGGAUCCUGCCAAGUUCAAGAUGAAGUACUGGGGUGUCGCCUCUUUUCUGCAGAAAGGAAAUGAUGAUCACUGGGUAGUGGACACAGAUUACGAUACAUAUGCUCUUCAUUACUCCUGCCGCCAACUAAAUGCAGAUGGCACUUGUGCUGAUAGCUACUCCUUUGUGUUCUCCCGGGACCCCAAGGGGUUGCCUCCAGAUGCACAGAAAAUUGUCAGACAAAGGCAGAUAGACCUCUGUUUGGACAGAAAAUACAGAGUUAUCGCUCAUAAUGGAUUUUGCUCUUAAGGAGAUCCAACCCUAUGGAAAGAAACCAUGCAACAGCAGCACGAAUGUAAAGUUAACACACUGAUCAUGUGUUCUCUGGAAAAUGCUUUAAAUGGCUUCAUUUAGAUUUUCAAUAUAUUUAUCUGAGCUGUGUAGCUCACCUUGUUAAUAAAUCAAUGAAGCAUUUUAAUAAACUUGGAUUACAGGGGAUGCAAAUUGUAUGCAAAUCUGUACAUAUGUAGACAUUGGUUUCAUUAGUAGCCUGUUAUCUCAGUGCACUGUUUUGAGCUGGUGACACAUGGUGAUAAUUAAGA